Fraxinus pennsylvanica is the source of this 912-nucleotide messenger RNA. The record is from the annotation of a GenBank genome assembly. Lineage: Eukaryota; Viridiplantae; Streptophyta; Magnoliopsida; Lamiales; Oleaceae.
AUGGAUUUGGAUAAUUGGAUAGCGAAAGUUAAAGAGGGUCAGCACUUGUCUGAAGAUGAGCUUCAACUCCUCUGCGAAUAUGUUAAGGAGAUAUUGAUUGAGGAGUCAAAUGUUCAGCCUGUAAAUUGUCCUGUUACAGUAUGUGGGGACAUCCAUGGACAGUUUCAUGAUUUGAUGAAACUCUUCCAGACUGGAGGUCAUGUACCGGAGACAAAUUACAUUUUUAUGGGAGAUUUUGUUGACCGUGGUUACAAUAGCCUAGAAGUUUUCACAAUUCUUUUGCUUCUCAAAGCAAGAUACCCAGCUAACAUUACUCUCCUACGUGGAAAUCAUGAAAGCAGGCAAUUGACUCAGGUCUAUGGAUUUUAUGACGAAUGUCAAAGGAAGUAUGGGAAUGCAAAUGCUUGGCGGUAUUGCACAGAUGUCUUUGACUAUCUAACUCUAUCAGCAAUUAUUGAAGGAACAGUACUUUGUGUGCACGGCGGGUUAUCCCCAGAUGUUAGAACUAUCGAUCAGAUUCGAGUUAUUGAUCGGAACUGUGAAAUCCCCCAUGAAGGGCCUUUCUGUGACCUAAUGUGGAGUGAUCCUGAAGAUAUUGAGACAUGGGCUAUGAGUCCUAGAGGAGCAGGCUGGCUUUUUGGGUCCAGGGUAACUUCUGAGUUCAAUCACAUUAACAAACUUGAUCUAGUUUGCCGAGCCCACCAACUUGUACAAGAAGGUCUAAAGUACAUGUUUCAAGAUAAAGGACUUGUAACUGUGUGGUCUGCUCCAAACUAUUGUUACCGUUGCGGAAAUGUUGCCUCGAUAUUAAACUUCAAUGAGAAUAUGGAGAGAGAGGUGAAGUUCUUCACAGAGACCGAGGAGAACAACCAGAUGCGAGGACCCAGGACCGGAGUUCCUUAUUUUCUAUGA